This is a messenger RNA of Pelobates fuscus (common spadefoot toad), 789 nucleotides long. Its product is annotated as indolethylamine N-methyltransferase-like. Gene Ontology annotation, molecular function: N-methyltransferase activity. The record is from RefSeq and is a predicted model, not a curated record. The transcript is spliced from 3 exons. Bases 1 to 789 code for a protein of 262 amino acids. Lineage: Eukaryota; Metazoa; Chordata; Amphibia; Anura; Pelobatidae. Gene Ontology annotation, cellular component: cytosol.
AUGGAUCGCAGAACUCAUAAACACUACCAUAAACAUGAGAUUAAUUCACAAGAUAUAUAUGACACCUAUUUUAGUUCCAGUGUGGAUGAAAAUCUUCUAGAUGAGGUUUUUAUAUUUCCUUUAAAAGCAAUUGUCAAUGACAGCAAAUUAGGUCAUAUUAAAGGGGACACACUGAUUGAUAUUUCUGCUGGUGCCAAUAUUUUCCAUAUUUUACCAAUCUGUACGUAUUUCAAAGACAUCACUAUAUUAGAGUUUAAUGAUGCCUGUCUCAAGGACCUGCAGAAAUGGCAGAAUAAAGAACCAGGUGCAUUCGAUUGGUCUCAUGCAUCAAAGAUUGUUGCAGAACUGGAGGGCUGCAGUGAUAAAUGGGAAGAAAGAGAAGAUGAUCUAAGAAGACGCAUCAAGAAUAUUUUGAAAUGUGAUUUUAAUAAAGAAAACCCAACUGACCCUGUUGCAUUACCAAAAGCAGAUUGUGUGUUUAGUUUGUUUGUAUUGGCUCACAUUUCUGAAGAUUUAAAUGCGUACCGCCAUAAUUUGAAAAUACUAUCAUCAAUGCUUAAAUUAGGAGGGCGUCUGUUAUUGGUUGGCAAGUAUAAUGGCACUUUUUACUCUGUGGGAGGACAUAAGUACCAUGUUUUGAAAUUUAGUGAAGAGGAACAUGGAAAGAUUCUGAGAGAUUGUGGGUUUUGUCUUGACUAUACAGAAGUAAAGGAAAGUAAAGUACGCAAGGAUAUUAUGCAUUGCAGUCAUUUUUUCUUUGUCAGUGCUGUUAAAAUCAAGGAGAUGUGA